AUGACCGAUCAGCGUGUUGGCACGUUAGGGCAGGGGAAAUCGACGAGUCGGUAUAGGCACUCUGUCAGUAUAAUCUCAAGGGAACUCUACGAUUCUCGUCGGGAGUAUUCGAGAACGUCUCGAAAGCUGUUUGAUCCAACCAGUGAUCCUGUGCCCAAGACGACAAAAUCCGACGACAGUGAGGACUAUAAAAGAAAUACUGUCUCGAAACCCAAUAAUCGCCGACUGUUUGAUCCAGAAUGUGAUCCUGUGAUUCCUAAAUCAAAACAUCUAAUGACCGGCAACUCGUCUUUUGAAUCUGAAAACAAAAUUGUUGGUCACCAAGCCGCUUUACGAACUCGCGAAGAGUUAAGUGGGCAAUCAAAGUCUGUCGCAGAGAAAUCAUCGUCUAGACGUAAAAGCAGAAAUCUAGUUGACGAAGACGUUGCGCGUGCUCAUUGUUCUCAGUCUCGUGGUGACUCAAGCAAUACUUUGAAAGGCGAAAAAGUGAGCAGACAGGAUGCUACCUCUAAUGCGAUCAAGUUGCUUCUUGAGGAUGUUUAUCAGCUAGAAUCUCAAAUUGCAGAGGAUGACCUUCACUUCAAUAGCUACUUGAAAAAUGGAAAAGUUUUUAAAGAUGAAACUUACUGGGGAGAGAAAGUGGAUUUACACAUACGGUUGUCAAAAAAGUAUGCUCAGUAUAUUCAUUUGCAUUACUCGCUUGCUAUGAAGAAUGAAAUAGAGGCGAAAUGCUGGAAAAUUUGUUACUACUCUUUGAUAGAGAAGUUUCGCCAGGCUAUUAAAAUGAAGAAAUCAGAUUCGUCCAUCAUUCUAAGCACUUUGUAUGACUUUUUGGAUAAAGCAGAGGAGUUUUACAAACUAUUGAUUAUUCAAAUGGAUAAAGAUUCGGAGAAUGUAGGCGACAAGUCUAAAACUCCACGAUGGUUCAGAUGUGUUGACUGUCUUGGUGAUAUUUCAAGGUAUCGUUGGAGCUACAGCGUGGACGAUCUGGAAGUUAGUCGAGAUAGUUUGGCAGACAUUGCUUCUAACUGGUAUCUUAUGGGCAUUAAGCUCAAUCCAACUAAUGGUAAGUUCUAUCACCAUUUAGCUAUCCUGGCACCAAAGAACGAGUUAAGAAUUCUAUAUUAUUAUUGUCGGAGCCUCAUGGUCAAGAUGCCAUUUCUUACUGCUCGGGAAUCGCUUGUGUUGUUUUUCGAGAGAAAUAGAAAACGCUUUACUUCUCACGAAUCAAGCCCAACGAAAGCAAAGGGUGAAUCUAUGCGGUCUCAUUCAAAUAGUACAACUUUCUCCUUAAGUGAACCAGCUGAGCAUCAAACUUUUCUUGGUUUAUUUGUGCGCCUGCAUGGCAUGCUUUUUACGAAAAUUGGACUUGAGCAUUUUGAGGAAAUUGAAAAGGCUUUUCUUUUGCGCGUGUGUACAGAUAAUGACGAGGGGUCGCCCACGGAGUCUCGAUCAUGCGAUUUUUUUUUAAAAAUGGCAAUCAUUAAUUUAUCUAGCUUUUAUGAUUAUGGAAGCAAAGAGGCAUCGUCGUUCAAACGCGCACUGAGAUCCUUAGAUGAUACGGGGAAUAAUUACACGCAAACAGUUGCAGCAGAUUUUGCAUUUUCUCAGGUCAGCAGAUUGACCUUCAAGCUCAUGUACAAUUUCAUGCUUAAGUAUACAAGCUCUGAUGCAAAUUCCGGACCUAAUCCCAUAAUGGAGGGGUGGAUUUUGUACAUCGAAAUUGUGUUGCUUUGGAUGGUCGCCAGUGGUGUCUUCAAAACAAACGCUGAGGAUGUUCGUAAAAGUGUGUGGGAUUUAAUUAUAAGCAAUUCAAUUCCAAGUGGAUUUUGGUCCGUGCUCGCCAGAUUUCUCACACACGUUGCCGAAGAAGUUGGUUUAACUAAUGAGAUAGUGGCAGAUUUGUUGGACGAGAGAAACUCUGCCAGUAAAUUUUUGUUGAGAAAUCCCGUCUUACCCGAGGAUUGGGAGUUACGCGGAAUUGUAUGGUUAGAAAGAGUUUACUCGCCAAAAUUAUCUGAAGAUUAUACGAAGUCACUUAUUAGGAGCAUCGAAAAUCAGGAUGCUCAAUUGUUAAGCGAAAGUGUAAAGACGCAAUAUGCCUCAUGGUUAAACCAGGAUGUCGUUAAGAGUCGACGAUACCGAAUUUUUGAGCUCGGCAUUAUUCUUAGCGAAAAACGUCGCCUAGAGUUAGAAGCUUUACUUGCGGCAACAAGGAACAAUUCGUCAGGCAAAGUGGCUUCGAAUUCACGCUUACGUAGGCAGAAGAGUUCGAGGAAAAAUGCCACAACGUCGCGAAUCAGGCCGGGUAUUACUUGUCUUGUAAUCGACACCAAUUGUUUCAUAGGUGACCUGAGGAUGAUGAAAGAGAUCAUACAGUGUGAGAAAUGGACUGUUAUAGUUCCAUUAGUGGUUAUCACAGAGUUGGAUGGGUUAAGUCAUAAUCCGCCACCGCUUGGCAGUGCUUCAGCAGAAGCCAUUACGUACAUUGAACAAACACUGCUGGCAAAACGAUACAGGAAGCUGAAGAUCCAAACAAGCAAGGGCAACUAUGUGUCUGAUAUUAAUUUCAAGGAAAUGUUUGAUUUCGGCGAAGGGGAAAAUAAAAGGAAAAAUCUUGAUGAUCUUAUAUUAGGAAUAUGCUGCUGGCAUAUAAGCAACCAAAAUAGCAGCACUCGCCAAACUCGGAAUGAUUCUGAUUUAAAUAAUAGCGCAACGGUCGUGUUGCUUACUAACGAUCGUAAUUUGCGGAUAAAGGCGCGUGCACGCGGAAUUGAUGUUGCGGUCAUGCAAGAUUUUAAAAAAUUAUUAGGACGGUAA
Molecule: messenger RNA, 2820 nt
Organism: Paraglomus occultum
Lineage: Eukaryota; Fungi; Glomeromycota; Glomeromycetes; Paraglomerales; Paraglomeraceae
Source: the annotation of a GenBank genome assembly